Messenger RNA from Drepanopeziza brunnea f. sp. 'multigermtubi' MB_m1, 1041 nucleotides. RefSeq lists its product as uncharacterized. The record is from RefSeq and is a predicted model, not a curated record. Lineage: Eukaryota; Fungi; Ascomycota; Leotiomycetes; Helotiales; Drepanopezizaceae.
AUGUUCAAAUGGCACGGCAAUGCGGCAUUUGGUCGCGCCCGGCCUGCGGCUUACGAUCUUGCGAGGGUUGCAGAUGGGAUUGCCGAGUCUUUGAGGCAGUUUUCCAUCUCUGCUUCUCGAUAUGCUGAGGAAGAUGGCAAUGCAGAUGCCCUUAGGGUCAAUCGCUCUUCCAGAUCUGCAGAUGCUUCACGGGAAUUGUCCUCGCUGCCUCUUACACCGUCGCGCGGUAUCGAUGCCCGCUCUCUAGCUGCCCCAGCACCGUUUCGCCGGGUUGACGACGGGAACGCUCCGCUGAGGGGGAGGCCUGCUGGUUUUGUCUCCCGGCCCCGAGGAGACUUUCGUGGUGGAGGCAUGAGGGGCGGUGCCAGGGGAGGUGCUAGGGGAGGCAUGAGAGGACGUGGAGGAGCACGAGGGGGGGCACAAGCGCGAGGACAAGGAAAUCGGGGAAGAGGAAAGGGGCCAAAGAGAGAAAAGGCAAACAGGCCUAAAGAGGAUGAUGAUAGGGCGCCUGUGCCGUACACGGCGGAGGAAAUCGAGUACAUCGACAACAGCAAAGGAGGCUUCCAGAAACCGUACCAGCCCGUCACGAGUGCGCAGGAUCUGGCGCGCUGGGGACCGCCUGUUAUUUCGAGCCCGAGGGGUGUGGUGGAAAUGCUCAGGUGGAAGAUGGCUGCUGCGACUGAUAACCAAAAUCCGGAGUAUAAGACGGGAGCGCUGCAUCACCUGAGGACUAUGAAGGGGGUGGGAACGAUCUUUGAGAGUGCUGAAGAGAGGGCAAAGGCGAAGAAAGCUUUGGGAAAGUUGGAGUCGCUUUCGAAGCAGGAUCAGGAGGCUAUGAUGAAGCAGUGGGCUGGGGGACAAUAUGUUGCGCCUAAGCCUGUUCAGGAGCCUGGAGAUGUGCUGGCACUGGUGGCGACGUAUACAAGACGGAACGAGACAUAUCUGCCAGAAGACGCGCGGAAAUUUGAGCAGAAGCUGAGGUCACUUCUGCCAGCUACGGUCCCCAAGCCCCCACCGCCAUCUAUAGAGCGGCCACUUUAG